GUUGUAAAGAAAUGUUAAACAUGUUCAAACAAACUACAGCAGUCAUAUUCAUCAGGAUAAAUAAUAUUUGAUGCUCGAGCAAUGCUACCACCAUGGAUAAUAAAGGGUGUUCGAUUUGCCGUGCGAUUAACUGCUUUGUUCGGGCUGAUCUGUGUAGCAAGGAAGCACUACGGAACCAUAUCAGUGGUAGGGCCAGCGUUUUUGAACAGGGAGGUUACUUUGAAAGCAACACCCUCUUACCCAUGGGGAUGCGAGGUUGAAUGGAAAUACAUAAUGGAAGGCAGCACAUAUUUUCAAACAAUGAACGGGACAAACGUUAAAAGAUAUUCGGAGGAUGGGUCCUUCUUUUUGAAAUGGAAAGCUUCUAUUGAAUACAACAGAUCUGACUUUUACGCCGGAUGUUCAACAAACACAACAAUAGUAUCAAGCUUAAUAGCUUUAAAUGUGAAAGAAAUUGUUGGACAGUGUGGAGCCCUCGUGAUUCUAAGCCCGGUUGUUCGUGGCGGGGACGUUAAACUAGGAUAUUUUCCAUCUGACUAUUCUAUACAGCAAAUAAACACUACACGAACAUGGAAGACAAAUAUCCAGGACAUAGAGCUACGAAAAGGUUCUUACGAUGAGGAAAUUGUUUCUGAAUAUUUGUACAUAUUGACUAUAUUUAACUUAGAAGACAGAGAUGAAGGAACGUAUACUUUAUAUUGUUAUUCAGGUGGCCACACGGAUUCUGUGCAGCUUCAUAUUCCAGAGCCACCGAGUUACCCAAUCCUCGGUCCAAAAAUCGCUGACUUUAAUACAACAAAAUGUAUUUAUGUUUAUGAAGAUUCCGACAUAUAUUGCCAGACUGAAAAUGGAACAGAACCUGUACAAGUGGCGCUUUUACUGGGACAGGAUUUAUUUGUUCUUGCUGAAAGCGAACAGAACAAUGGGUUUUAUCUAUUCAGUAACGUUCAUCAACACAUGGCAGGACUGUCGAAUCGGAAUGUGACAUGUCAGGUUUCUAAUGCAGCCAUUGAAACACCUUACGAAGUGCAAGACAUUCUAUGUAACGUAGAGAAAGGUAGCCAACCCGAUCAAACAGUUCCUGAAUAUCUUGAUGGUGCAAACUCUUCAACAACAUGUGAAGUGCGGAAUGCUUUCCCAGCUCCGGUAAGAGAUAUACAUAUUGGCAAUGUUUUGCUAUCUGAUGUUCAACAAACUGAUUUAUUUAAUGGAUCUUCUCAUACUUAUGCAAGCACAGCUAAGGUGACAAAGACUCACAAACUGUGGAAUGGAAAAGAAAUGUGCUGCACAAGGAAAAGUAUUGACGACUUUGGAAUAGCAGAUCAUUCCAUAUGCAAUAACAUCAGUAUCAAAUAUCCGCCUUCGGACAUUUCGAUGUCGGUGAGCAAAAAACCCGAAUAUAGCGACAGUGUUUCUGCCUAUUUCAUGAACCUUUCUUGUGAAACGAAUGAAUCAAAUCCGCCUUGCGUCAUUGAAUGGGCAAGCAACAGAGAUGAUUUAAGAUAUAUUAAUAGUGGCAAUUGGACUUAUGGUGAACAUGGGAGUUUUGUUUCCAAUGUAAUUUACAAAGUGACUAAAGACAUGGUUGGGGGAAUCAUCACAUGUUCCACUAGAUGCAAUCAUUUUUCAUCUCAUUUAACCGAAAAUUAUGUUGUAUCCUUUUCAGGUGAUCCAACUCUGUAUUUGAACAUGACAUCAUCUGUUGAAUUAUAUCCGAAGAAUACACUGACCGUUAAAUGUCGUGUUUAUGACUGCAAUGCUAAAGAGAAAUGGACGCUUCGCUGGGAAGCAGAAAAUAACACUGAAAUAAAGACCUGUUAACACUGAAUUAUACGGGAGAUGGCGAAAAUACAUACGUUUGCAGGGCAUGGAAUUCAGAGGAGUUUCUGAGAAAUUCAUUGACAGUUUUUAACUCAGUGACACAGGAAGCAACAACCAACCCUGUACUAGUUGUGUCCAAAAUGUUGCAUAUAUCGGUCCUUUACGCCGUGUCGGGAACAGUUAAAUUUUUACUUGUAACAACGUUUACAGUGCUUCUAUGUAGGCGAUGCAAACAUCAUGCUUAUGAAACGCUUAUACGCCUAAGGAGACCAGCAGUAAGAAAGCGAAGUACACAUGUGUACGAUGAUGUUCAGUCUAAUAUUGAGACAACUGCACUUCACAAUCUGACAAGAGUCUCUGCAAGUGCAAUCGAGAACAAAGACGCACCACAACUAUGUGAUAUGGAAGGAAACCCAGUCCGUUCAAACGAGUGUGUAAACUCUUACGACUAUGUGGAUACCCCAUCCGCCCAAAGUAACCGUCGGACAAACGUACCGGAAGCGAAUUAUAUACAUCCAAUAUAACCGAAUUAGUUACUGAUCAAACAAUUUACGAUGUAGAUGGAUUUGUGUCAUUUUGAAAUCAUAUUAUCAUCAUAAUUUCGCUAACCGUUUCAAGGCAGUACAUUGAACGUUUUUUUAUUAAAAAAUGUAUUGGUAUUGGUAUUAAGUGAGUGUUUUUAAUAUGUACUUCUUGCUUGUAAUAUAUUGACCUAUUUUAUAUUUGAUAACAACUAAAAAGUACGUUGAAAUCAUUUGUAAAUUAUUUGCUAUUUUCGAAUCGUUGCGUAUCAUUCAUUCUUUAUUUAUCAGCCCAUUAUAAAAUACGUUAAUCUGUCAAUGUUAUUUAUAGUGUUUACCGAAAACGCAGUUUAGCUUUCUACUCCAGGCACUUAAAUUUGGGCAAAAAUCCUCAAUGCUUUAGAAGAGGGCAUUGGUGUCUAGUCUGGUUGAACCGUACCUUUGAGCAGUAACCAAUGUUACCCCGUCUGUAUUCAUUUAAAGCAACUGUUUGUAUCUGUUCGUUAAGUACUAAAAAGGUGCAAUAAUUUUGAAUGUUUUAAUAGGCCUAUAUGUUUAAUUGUGCAUUGUUUGGACAAUGUUUGAUGUUGAGAUCUAGGAACUCGGGUAACCCCUUUUCGAAAGGUAACGCAGGUUUUUGCUGUCAUUCGCUGAAUAUUUUUAUAAGCGAUAAAUUGGUAUUGAUAAUACACUGGAACUAAUAUGUAUAUCCUUGUUGUAUUUUGUAUACAUGAAUGAUUGUUUAUAAGGACUUUGAUUCGUUUACCUUAUACCAUAAACAGUUCAUAAAUGUUUGGCUGUUGUGCUCGUCCAUGUAGUUCACGUUUUGUAUAAUCAUUGUGUAAAUGAUUUAACGAUAACCAUAUCUGUAAUCCCAACAACCAACGUGAAGCAA
This is a messenger RNA of Mya arenaria, 3237 nucleotides long. RefSeq lists its product as uncharacterized. Bases 82 to 1821 code for a protein of 579 amino acids. The record is from RefSeq and is a predicted model, not a curated record. The transcript is spliced from 10 exons. NCBI's taxonomy places the organism in Eukaryota, Metazoa, Mollusca, Bivalvia, Myida, Myidae.